AUGCGUCUCUGUACAGCAGUGAUCUUAAUCCUAGCACUGUGUCAGGCGGGAUCCUCAGACAGACUGAAGGUGUUUGGGAAUCUGCAUGAGACGUCGUCCCUCCCCUGUCCCAAGAUGUGCUCUGGUCAACUCACCUGGACCAGGUUUCAGAAGCAGGACGACGUCCUGGUCAGGUGUACCAGAGACUCGUGCUGGAGUAAAGACGGGUUUAGUCUUCCUCUCGAGCAGUUCCUCAGUGGAGACUCCACCCUGACGGUGCUGAGAGCCGAUUACAGCCUGCGAGGUCUCUACAUGGCCGAGUGUGACUCUGAGACGGUGUGUGAGGUCGUCUUUACUCUGUCCCCUGUAGAGAUGAGGCGUGUGAUUUCCCCUGGAGAGCCCAUAGACGUGCCCUUACCCCUCACUGACAUGGUGGGGGUGAAUUUUAAUGCCAGAGACACUGUAAAGCCAUCAAGCCUGCGGAUCUGCACCGUGAAUAACGAGAGGACACGCUGCAGUCCAGAUUAUGAAGAGAGAACGUCUCGUCUCAACACUCUUCAGAUCCAAGGGGGAAAUUCCUCUGACAGCGGGAUCUACACAGUACAAGACCUGGUGAAUGACGAGACUCUGGCCAUCAUACACGUCAGUGUGAAAGGGUCUAAAGCAGAUGAGCAGCGUUCUGGAGCCGCACCCGUGUCCCAGAAUCACAAUGUCAGACGCAGAAGUGUUCACUCUGAGGAGAAGCAGUGUCCAGACAUUGAACAGGAGAGAUCUAUGACACCGUGGGUGAUUGCACUGGUGAUUCUGCUCAUUCUAUCAGUGUUAAUGAAUUUUUAUCUGUGGAACAAAAAAAUAGAUUUAUAAACAAACAAUCUCCACACAGCAGAAAGCAAAAGAUGGAGUGAAUGGACAAAACCAGUCUCAUGCAGGAGAGGUUGAGGUCUCAGUACUCACACUCCUCUCACGGACCAGCAGCUCUGAGAAACCAGCACAGAUAUAAUGCCUUCUGCUUAGCUGAGCCCCCUUAUACAGCUACACUCCCAGCCAUUUUAGGCAAAACAUUCCCAUACACUCUACCAGUUAACAUCAUCAAUAUCCUAAACCCAUCCCUCCUUAAAACCCACCCCACAGCACCCCUCAUGGUGUGGGUAUUCACUCAGUGACUAAGUGGAAUAUGACAUCCAGUGUAGCUAUGCAGAAGAGAAAUUCUGAAUUCUUCAUGCGUACUGUCCCAGCUUGAACUUGUGAUGAGUGUGUGCCCAAAUCUUUUCACUCCUCGCUCACUCUGCAGGUGUGUGAAGGGGCGGGGCUGCUAGAUUAGGCUGGCAAGGAAUAAGUAAAUCUGCAGCUCACACCAGGUUUUAAAAGAGAGGUGGGGAGCUUUGUCCAGAGUCCAGAGUGACAGUUUAAGGCUUAGAGCCUGAAGUUGUGCGGUAAUAGCUAAGGGUGAAAGCGCCAUGCAGGCGGGGAGAUGAUAUUCACCCCUAGAACUUCAAAGAAAACUGAAGGCUGCGGUGCUCCUGCCAUACUUUCUGCGUCAAGUACCAGCUUUCGUGAUCCAACCACUGACAGGGAAAAGGUCUCUGUGUUUGGUCAGGGAUGACUGGAUGAGAGACUGGAUGACUGGAGAGUAAAGUCAAAGGUGAGCACACAAUGCUGUUGUUGCAUUAGCCUGUGCAUGCUACACUGUCCUUUCACCUGUUUAAGCUCAGUGCAUGAAGGCGAGUGGACUGAGUGAAGUAGACUGAGUCCCGCCAUGUCACCUGUUCCUGCUUACUUCACAAAGUC
This is a messenger RNA of Clarias gariepinus (North African catfish), 1767 nucleotides long. RefSeq lists its product as uncharacterized. The transcript has 5 exons. The record is from RefSeq and is a predicted model, not a curated record. NCBI's taxonomy places the organism in Eukaryota, Metazoa, Chordata, Actinopteri, Siluriformes, Clariidae. Bases 1 to 843 code for a protein of 280 amino acids.